Molecule: messenger RNA, 1965 nt
Organism: Penicillium cataractarum
Lineage: Eukaryota; Fungi; Ascomycota; Eurotiomycetes; Eurotiales; Aspergillaceae
Product: pseudouridine synthase PUS2
Exons: 4
Coding region: 1-1965 (654 amino acids)
Biological process (GO): tRNA pseudouridine synthesis; mRNA pseudouridine synthesis
Cellular component (GO): nucleus
Molecular function (GO): RNA binding; pseudouridine synthase activity
Source: RefSeq, a predicted model, not a curated record
AUGUCCGCGGCCACCAGCUUCAAAGGCCGCGAACGAUUUCUUGUGAAACUCGAGUUCAUGCGCGCCUCUACCCUCUGGCAGCGCAAUUUUGCUGGACUUUUCCCCUCCGUCCAAGCGCCCAUUUCUCGUCAAUUCUCUGCUAUCUUCCGAGCCCAGACCUCCGCCAAGCAAUACGCCCGAUCCCUCCACGUCGAUUCCAAAGCCGAGACCGAGCUCAAGGAACUCUUUAAACGAGUACCAUGGCCGACAACACGACAGGAGGAGCUGACGCUGGUUCAAAGCAGACGCGAUCGCCGCCCAGCGGCUAACCAAGGAAGUCGACAAGCCCUAGACAAGAGGAAGCGCGCUGAAGAACGGGAAGCGGCGAAGCGUCGCAAGAUCGAGAGUGGUGAACAGAUCACGAAUCCGAUCUAUGCUACCGAGUUCUCCAAGGAAGAAAUUGAGAAUGAGGAGCGCCGGCCAAAGAAGAAAGUCGCGGUCAUGAUCGGGUAUUCUGGAACUGGUUACUACGGCAUGCAAUUAACUGAGGAUAAGCCCACCAUUGAAGGCGAGCUGUUCUCGGCCUUGGUCGCCGCUGGCGCAAUCUCCAAGGCUAACGCAACGGAUCCCAAGAAGUCUUCCUUCAUUCGCUGUGCCCGUACCGACAAGGGUGUCCAUGCCGCGGGUAAUGUCGUCUCCCUUAAGAUGAUCAUUGAGGAUCCAGACAUUGUCGAAAAGAUCAAUUCCCAUCUCAGCCCUCAAAUCCGGGUUUGGGGAUUGGAGCAGACGGCAAAGAGUUUCAGCUGUUAUCAGAUGUGUGACUCUCGAGUCUACGAGUACCUGCUCCCAAGUCACUGUCUCCUUCCUCCUCAUCCCAGUACAUAUAUGGGAAGAAAGAUUGUCGAGCUCGCUGAAAAGGCCGGCGAUUUGGAUGAGGUCAAGGCCCGACAGGAAGAGGUCACCGGCUACUGGGAGAAGGUGGAUGAGGAAUAUAUCAAGCCAAUCCUGGACAGCGUCCCAGAGGAUAUUCGCAACAUCGUUCAACAAUCUCUCUUCUCCAGUGAUGUGACUCCGGAAGAUCUUGAUAAGGAGGAUCAACCUGCUGCGGAGGAGCCAGAAAAGCCAGCCGAGGAAACGACGCAGCCGCAGGAAUCUGGCGCUGACCAACCGAAGGAGGACCAACCAUUCGUCAUGGACCCUCGCCAAAGGCUGAUUCUCGACACCACCAAGGCCGUAAAGGCAGCUUAUAUCAAGGCCCGUCGGGCCUACCGGGCACCUGCGUCUCGUAUUGCUCGCCUGCAAGAGGCUCUUGACCGAUAUGUGGGCACACCGAACUUCUACAACUAUACUAUUCAGAAGACCUUCAAGGACCCCUCGGCCAAGCGCCACAUCAAGUCAUUCAAGGUUAACACGACCCCCGUGGUCAUCAACGGUACCGAGUGGCUUAGUCUGAAGGUUCACGGUCAAAGUUUCAUGAUGCACCAAAUCCGCAAGAUGGUGGCCAUGGCUUCCCUGGUUGUUCGUUGCGGCUGUCACCCCGAUAGAAUUAAGGACUCCUACGGACCCGACCGUAUUGCCAUUCCCAAGGCUCCCGGACUCGGACUGCUGCUAGAGCGACCCAUCUUUGACAGCUACAAUGCCAAGGCCAGCAGUCUUGGCCGUGGCCCCGUUCAUUUCGAAAGGUUCACAAAGGAGAUGGAUGAGUUCAAACAACGCGAAAUUUACGACCGGAUCUUCCGCGAAGAGGAGCAGACUUCAGCAUUUGGCAACUUCUUCAACCACAUCGAUCACUACCAGAACAACUUCUUCUUGUACUGCACAUCUGGUGGUAUCGCAGCUGCGAAGCUUGUCUCUGCGCCCACCGAGAAAGGUGCCCCUAAGGGAGAAGGUAACAAGGCUGAUAAGGACCAGAGUGCGGCUCUGGCUGAAGUUGAGUCUUCAGAGGAUGAGGGUGAGCUGCCGACUGGUGGUGAAGAAGGCAACUAA